Messenger RNA from Musa acuminata AAA Group (dessert banana), 327 nucleotides. Its product is annotated as putative cell wall protein. Bases 1 to 327 code for a protein of 108 amino acids. Lineage: Eukaryota; Viridiplantae; Streptophyta; Magnoliopsida; Zingiberales; Musaceae. The transcript has a single exon. The record is from RefSeq and is a predicted model, not a curated record.
AUGGCGAGCUUCUCGAGCUGCUCUUCUCUCCCCCUAGUCAUCCUCUUCCUGGGCUUGUUGUCCUUCGCCCAAGUCACCCUCGCCGGACGUAGCGUCCCCGCGAACUCAGACAAGAAGGAGACGGAGUGCGUCGGCCAAGAAGGCACGGUGCUGAUCCCCGGCGUCGGGCGGUACAAGAUCGGCAGCCAUGAGAUGCCUGCGCUUCGUGGUUUGGACCACAGUGGCCCGGCGGCUGCUCAUGGUCAGUAUCUUCCUGGGAACGACGACACCUUCGUUCCCAACCCCGGGUUUGAAGUCCCCAAUCCGUUCCGCGUAGUGAUUCCGUGA